AGUCCCAAAGUGUACAGUUGGGCUUCGUCGACCUAGAAAUGCAUCGGAACAAGCUGCUCGUAGAAAGACUAAGGAAAUCGAAAAAGAAACUCCGAGGAAAAUUGGUAAAACUAAAGCCUGAUCAACAAGAAACUGAUAGAAAUGGCUUGAGUUCAGUGACUCAUUGCAUCACCUCUAAUGAAACAUUGGAACUAUCUAAACAGAUGAAUGAUGAUCCUGAUAUAUCAUCAGAUAACCCAGUUAAGGAGGCAACAACAGACAUUAGGGAAGGUGAUGUGGAAAAUGAGGAGUCGUCAAGUUUUUGUUCAUUGGCUGGUUUGGUGUCUGACAAAACAUUGAAUGCUGUUAAAGACAUGGGAUUUACGGACAUGAUGGAAAUACAAUACAAGAGCAUCAGGCCACUGUUAAUGGGAAGUGAUUUGCUGGGGGCUGCUAAGACAGGUAGUGGCAAGACAUUGGCAUUUCUUAUUCCAGCUAUUGAGCUAUUGUACAAACUCAAAUUCAUGCCAAGAAAUGGUACUGGAGUACUUAUAAUCUCUCCCACUCGUGAGCUGUCACUGCAGACAUUUGGUGUCACUCGUGAUCUACUGAAGUAUCACCAUCACACGUUUGGUUUGGUGAUGGGUGGAGCAAACCGUAAAGCAGAAGUUGAUCGUUUGCAGAAAGGAGUUAAUCUGUUGGUUGCAACUCCAGGGCGACUGCUAGAUCACUUACAGAAUACUCAUGGUUUUGUGUACAAGAACCUGCAAUGUCUGGUAAUUGAUGAAGCGGAUCGUAUUCUUGAAAUCGGCUUUGAAGAAGAAUUGAAACAAAUUAUUCGCUUGCUUCCAAAAAAGAGACAAACUGUUCUUUUCUCUGCAACUCAAACUCGCAAAGUUGAAGAUUUGGCUCGUUUAUCUUUGAAGAAAUCUCCGUUAUAUGUUGGAGUGGAUGAUUAUAAAGAUACAGCAACUGUUGAAACUCUAGAACAGGGCUAUAUUGUAGUUCCAUCAGAUAGACGGUUUCUUCUUCUCUUUACGUUUUUGAAAAGAAAUAUGACCAAGAAAGUGAUGGUCUUUAUGUCAUCUUGCAACUCAGUCAAAUUUCAUUCUGAGCUACUGAACUACAUUGACAUACCAGUGAAGGACAUUCAUGGCAGACAGAAGCAGAGCAAGCGUACUAGCACCUUUGUCGAGUUCUGUAGUGCAGAUGCUGGCAUUCUGAUAUGUACUGAUGUGGCAGCAAGAGGACUGGAUAUUCCAGAAGUAGAUUGGAUAGUGCAAUAUGAUCCUCCUGAUGAUCCCAAGGAGUAUAUUCAUAGAGUUGGUCGUACAGCUAGGGCUGGUAGUCGAGGUCAUGCUUUGAUGUUCUUGAUGCCUGAGGAGCUUGGUUUCUUGCGAUAUCUCAAGCAUGCAAAGGUGCCACUGAACGAAUACGAUUUUUCUUCUAAGAAAAUUGCUAAUAUUCAAUCACAGCUUGAAAAGCUGAUUGAGAAGAACUUUUAUCUGCACAAAUCUGCACGAGAAGGUUACCGAUCUUACUUGCAAGCUUAUGCCUCACAUGCACACAAGAAGUGCUUCAACAUUGAGCAACUAGACUUACAGAAAGUAGCCAAGGCAUUUGGAUUCACUGUUCCUCCAAGUGUAAACCUAACUGUGCAUAGCAGUAAGUCGUCUCGUGUUCGAAGUCGUGGAGGUGGUGCAGCGUUUGGUGCUGGGUAUAGAAAACGGAAGUCAGAAGAGAAAACAAGAAUGUUCAAGAAACAGAAGAUAUCUAACUCUGGAGAUAGCAGACAAUUUUCACGUUAAUUAUUUAAUUAUGUAAUAGGCACGUGAUAUGAGGAAAUUCAAAUACCGUAUUCGCCCCUAAUAACGCCCUGGGCGUGUAGAAAAGAAACGAUAUAUUCUGGGC
Messenger RNA from Corticium candelabrum, 1890 nucleotides. RefSeq lists its product as uncharacterized. Gene Ontology annotation, cellular component: nucleolus. Gene Ontology annotation, molecular function: RNA helicase activity; ATP binding; nucleic acid binding. Gene Ontology annotation, biological process: maturation of LSU-rRNA from tricistronic rRNA transcript (SSU-rRNA, 5.8S rRNA, LSU-rRNA). Bases 39 to 1787 code for a protein of 582 amino acids. The record is from RefSeq and is a predicted model, not a curated record. Lineage: Eukaryota; Metazoa; Porifera; Homoscleromorpha; Homosclerophorida; Plakinidae. The transcript has 12 exons.